AUGAAGCCCCGAGACAUCGACUUCUUGGUCCACCACAUUAUAUUACCUUCCAAAGUCCCCGGCCAAAUCGAAGAGGAUCGCCAUGAACGAGAAGCAUUUCUCCUACAGCUAUUGAGAUCCGCUAUUGUGGGGUUUAAACAGGGGUUUGGAAGGAGCCAAGCUGCUACGUUGACGCAGAUCGAAAAGGCACUAGUCUGGUGGGAAGAAACCAGAGGACCAGACCACAAGCUCUCUUCGGAAUGCCUAGUUAAGGUGCUGGAUUCCUUGCAAGAUGGAGACCUACUAGUGUUGUUUUUUGAUGCACUGGAGACAACAGUGACAUUCCAGUGCGACACAAGUGGAGUUCUGGUCCAUUGCUUCUCAUCCGCUCCACCGGCGGAAGAAGUCAUGCAGAAUGCUUUCGUUUUAAUGCAAUUUCCAACACAGGCGGUCAGGAUAGACUGGCCCGAGUUCAAGCACAAGGAAUUCAUGGAACAGCUCGGUACAUUCUUUGAACGCUUGGAUAGAGAGUCAUCUACGUCCAAAGAGAUAUCUAAUCCUCUACUGCUUUCCGAAUUCCUCAUGAGCCUGUUGUUGGCCCAUGGCAGUUCAGUUUCAUCCAUGAAAGCAGUUAUCAAAAAGAUUCGCGACACACUGGCCACUUAUGAUAACAAGUCUAUUUGGAGGCGAUCACCAUGCUAUCUCACCUUAAAGGCAACCAUUCAGCUUCAGUUUUCCUCCCGCAGUGGUAACAACGAACCAAUGCAGUACAAAAACUUUAUGCUAUUUUUUCUCAAUAAUUUGGCAAGGGAGUUUCUUGCACACAACAUUGACUCCGAGGGGCUGUUUCUUAUAAGCAACAAACUUGCGAGGAGGGUGGAGAAACUGAGAGAUCUGGUUCUCCCAUGUCUUGCGAAGUCAGUACAGGAUACUGUACAUCGAAUAGCUCGCCGACUCCAAGCUGAAUGGAAAAAAAUACGGGAAAAAAGUAUUGUGUCUUUUCAACCGUUCGACCCCGUGCCCGAUGAAGAGACAUGCCUGCAACUCGGCUCGUUACUUGAGUACAUUGAGAAGGUCACCGAUCGACCCACGGCUCGGCCUGCGCAGUAUGCCAAAGAGUCUGAAAGAUUUGGGAAAAUUGCUAUUAGUAGCACUGAUUUGCCAAGUUUUGAAGCUGUUGAAGAGGUGAAGAAAAACGACUUCUAUGCGCUUGCCGACUUCGAAUCCUGGGUCGCGAGAAAUCUUGAGGCCUGGACGGUCAGAAAACUUGUCAACUGUCUGGAUGAAGAUUACCACAACUUAAGUUUGUUGAUACAGAGCUAUAUAUCCCGAGGAUUGAUUGUGUAUCGGAAUAGCGUGGACCAGCUCUCGGUCUUAUUGUUGACCGCACUCGACCUGUGGGUUGCUUUAGACCGCUUGGCUUGUGCGAAACAUCCGUUUCUAGAAGACUUCUCGCCCGAGAUCCCCAAAGUCUUCUUGACAGAAAUUUUGUUGAACACGGAAGAUGAUUUACGGCGCCUCAAUGGACUGGAGACAUACAUCUCCAACCGUUAUGCUAAGCUGAAACACGACAAAGCUUCCAUUUUCACUCGGCCUCGGCAUGAUUGGAUGAUGAUGACACUAGCCGAUUCUUGCUACGAGGACGUAAAGGAGGGCAUCGCUUUAAAAGAUCUCGAAAAUACUAUAAAAGAUGAAAACAAUACUCGUCGUCAGGAAAAGAUCGAACAAUUUGAGUCAUUACGCAACGAGCUGAGCCAAUUGCAGGAAACUCAUCUCGGGUUAGCGCACAGUUCAGCUAAGACUGCUAAUGGUUAUCAUAGAAAAGUCGAUUGCCCAAAGUGCGAGGCGCAAAAGAAGGCUAAAUCGUUGUCCAUCGACGUUGGUGAGGAUAUUCUGCCGACGAAUCCCAAGUUCUUGCUAUUCGAAAUGCAAGCCCCAGCAGCACUCGUAUUCUGGAGAGACGCGACGUGGGCAAUUUUGAAUGAUAUCGUCAAGGGAGAAGUGAAAAAAGGUAAAAAUUCAGUUUACGAUAUACAGUCGGUGUUCGAGCCGCUGCGUUCUUACUGGAUAGAGCCCCGACCACGCCUGCAGGUGAUGUCUCUUAUCGCCCCUACCACUCGACAGAUACUGAAGAUAUCCGAGAUCACGGAGCCCGAAACCAUCUGGAGGAGGAAUUCGUUUAACCUUGUGUUGAUCGACACUAAGACCAAUGCCAUAGUUUCCGACAAUUCAAAAGUACAUGAGUCUCAUUUAAUAUUCAACCUCGAUGCUUCUCUGCCCGAAGGACCCUACUCUCGAUCACAGCUUCAUGAAUCACUAAGAUCAGCCCCCCCCUCAACCAACACCGUGAUAGCACAGCAGAAUAACUGCUCGCAUGAUCUUAGUUUGAAGGAAUAUGUCGCGUUUGGCUCAUUCAGGGCUGGAGAGCGACUGUCAUGGUGGAAGGUUCUCCUGGAGCUGAUGGCCGGCGUUAUCGAUCUCAAUACAAGGGAAGCCAACUUGCUGUUUAAGUUGGCCACUUACCAGGUCGGGGAACCCGCUGAUACGUACCUUCGGCUACCAUGGCAUGUUUUUGAGAACACGCCACUCUGUGAAAGACUGAUUGACGCGAUCCGACUGCACAUACCAGCAACUUGUGAUAACUGGACCAAUGUCUACCUACUAAAGCUAUUGGUUGACUUGACGAUGAGAAUAAAAUCGCUAUGUGCAAGCGAAAGUGAAUCCAAAUCUGUCUCAGGGCUCCUCCAGAGGCUGCGGACCACCUCCCUAAAAUGGGCUCGAGAGUUGAGCAAAGACGACCGCUGCCUUCACAGGUGCGGUGGCGUUGCUGAAGACAGAAGGCACAGCGCGGCAAGAAUGUUUGCUUUUGUCUACCAGCUUAGUUUUGAGGUAGAGGAUAGGUCAGUGGCGCAACAAAUUGACGGCGUUGCGUUCUUUGAAUGCUCCCUGAUUAUCAAGAAUUCAACGACCGAAAAAGAAGAAUUUGAUGAUGAAUUACUCGAAUACGUAACUCGAUGUGCUAGAGUUGGCAGAAAACUCGAGUCGAUGAUUAUUCGACAAGCUCUAAAGAGUCAGACCAAUCUGUCUAGCGUCCUAUCCGAGGAGUGCCAGAUACCUACGGGAAUUUAUUCUUACGACGCGCUUAACGAUGAUCAUGACCGUGCUUGGAUUGUCGGAACUAGCAAUCAAACCACGCAGGAAAUUCGUUUGAAUGUUCUUACCGGCACUGUGUUGGUCAAUGGUCAUCGGACAAGACAAUUACCGCCACAGUAUACGACAGACGUUCUAUAUCAGCGGUUGUUUGGUGAUCGUCUGAUUGGUGUACUUGCUUCAGACGAAACUGGUAUGACAUAUGUGAGCAGGACCUUUAUUUCUGGAUGGAAAGUCUACUUUUCUCGGAACGAAGACUCGGGUCUCAUUGUUCGGGCGAGGAAAGACGAACAAACAUUCGAGAUCAUCCCCCCAUCAAAGCUCCAAGAAAAGUUUCCUACGCCCCUUAUUGAAAAUCAUGUUCACUGGUUAAAUCUCGACACCAAGACUGUCGAAUUUAGGCCCUCUCGGAAUUUUUGGGAGAGUUCUGAAGAAAACUGGUCAUUGAUGAUAACCUCGGCGGGCCAUGGAGUCAUGCAGAAAGGGUCCACAGGAACACGAUUAUAUGAUGUGGAUAAAACAUCAUUUACAUAUCUCUCAAAGCUUUUUGCAGGGUUCGAAGAAAGAAGGAACAUCGUUGUCAUUCAAUCAGACGAAUGCUUUUGUGAGAUCGUACUUCCCAGAUACGAUCUGCGCUUUUUCCUGAGUUCAGAUGGCGACAUAGUCUGUCGAGAGCUGGAUGCUAUUGUUGACUUUAAAUAUGAUAUUGGGGUCUUUUAUGGUCUGCGAAGCAAGAUUGUACUGAAGACGCUGGUGAAUCCUGAAGAUAUGCGGCGGAAAGUGCUAAUCCCUUACGGUACAGUCAAUGUUGCCAGGGACUUAAAUGACAUUCAUGUAUCAGUCGAUAUCACAUCGAAGAGCUCUCAUUGCAAGUAUUUUGAGUACAGCGUGGACAAAAUUUUGGGAAGACUGAUUCACGGACCCGACACUGUUUCAAGGCUGUUUGCUGCAUAUUUGCACGCAGUUACUUCUUACCUGUUGAGCGACUCAUUGACACGACGUUCCGGCACAGAAGAGGCUUUGCGGCUUUUAAAUCAGCAGUCAAUAAAUGACUGUUAUGAACUAUCCAGAGAAUCGCUUGAUAUUUUAUAUAUCAUAUCCUCUCUGACGCCGACACGUAGAUGUCCCGGCAAAACCAAGCUUGCGGAAACAGUGAUUUGGAACGAAAACCUAAUUUCGACGACACAGAUCACGGAUUUCUCUAUCCUUGUCGAAAGGAUAAAGAAAGAGAAUGACAAGUUGAGAUGCAUUUAUAGUUCUGAGCCCUGCGUUUAUCACAAGAGUCCGACAUAUCCAAAUCUUCUCUCUCGCGCAAAUGCCAUGGAGUCACGAUUCCAUACAAUUGACCAGAAAAUCAAACUUGAGUAUUCUUUCAAAUCGAUAACAGUACUCAUUGACGGCUCUUGCUCUGUAUACCAGCUGUCAACUAUGGUAAGAGCAUGGUCAGUUCCAAAGCAACCUUAUUUGUUCGACAUAUUCAAGGAGUUAGAGACUGUUCAAGGCUUCAAUGAACCAUUUGAACAUAGUUCACUUUCUGAAUUGUUGAAGCUAUCAAUAAGACAAUCCUGGGGUUCUUUAUUCCAAGUUUGCUUCAGGUCUUCACAAAGGGACUGUUACGACUUGAUUUUUCUUUUCGGGCCUCUCGUAUUUUUCCAGCCUGACUUGAUGCCGCACGUUACAACACUGGUUGCAUGCGCUAUUAAGAAACCCCAGUAUAAACCAAGAUACUCGUGGUACAACCUGAGAGUCGGAAGGGAGGUCGAUGAGGAUUAUAUCAAGACAGUCGUGACUGAAAAUCGAAUCCCAUUUGAGGAGUCUGCUAGACUGGCGAACCAUUCAGCAGCCAGACCGUUUACGAAAAAAAAUUACGAUUUAAAUUUCCAGGAUGAGCAUAUUGCAAUAGUGGGCUUAGUCAAAGAGAGAUGGCAUCUGGACGAGUUUGGUCCUGUUUCAAGGGUGUUUAAAUGUAUCGAUGUUACGGAGGCCAUCAGUACAUUGAAGACAAGAUGCCGUAAUUGGCGGCACAACAAGGAAUUUCACGAGUUUGUAAGGCAUCUGAAAGAUACGGUCUUCCGAGACACGACUUUCAGAUUGAAACACGUUAUCGCGCCAUCUCUAGGAGUGGACGCGCGGUUUGAUCAGUGGACAGAGACGGAGUCCAAUCUGCCCGACAUACUAGAGUUAUUGAACUCCACGAAAGAAAUUGUGUCGGCCAUUGAGAUACAAUCCUUUGUUGUCACAAAUCAUGACAAUACAUUCACACAGGACUAUCUGCGGAAAAUGACAGAUGAGCAGUACGUUGUCGUGCAGGGGCUUGUUACCUCAAUCAGGGAUGUCUGCAAAGCAGAGACGACUGCACGUUGUAUUUUGAAGGAUGCUCGACUCUAUCCACAGAUUUCAACAUUUCCGUUACUCGGGCUGAUGGCUAGAAGUACCUGGUCUUUAGUACCCCAGCAAUGGAAACCAGUCAUCAUACAUCUGGGAAAAGCCAUUGUGCUAUUUCAAUAUUUCCAGAGACUGGCUUUUCAUGCAAUCCAAGGGGACGGGUUUUCGCUGCAGCGGGAACUCAGUAGUUGUGGUUAUGUAAAUUGGUCACCGGAAGAGUAUCCAGAAUGGUUGCUCUUUCAGUUGGAAAACAACGUCUCCAUCCGGGAGACACAGGCACUUCUCGCAAAAAAAAUUAUGCUUCCCAACGAAAACUCUCUGUUUCAACUUAACAUGGGGGAGGGAAAAUCUUCUGUCAUAAUUCCCAUAGUUUCGACAAUGAUGGCAAACGGCUCAAAUCUUUUCAGGGUUGUUGUCUUAAAGCCCCUCGUGAAACAGAUGAUUCGAACACUUCAUCAAACACUUGGGGGGCUUAUUGACCGCCGUGUAUAUUACCUUCCUUUUCAGCGGAAUAUGAAGCUAGAUGUGAAAAUUUUGACAUCUCUUUUUUCUCUUAUGGAAGAAUGUUUGCAGACCGGCGGCAUACUCGUUUGUUUGCCCGAGCACAUAUUGUCCCUGAAACUAGUGGGAAUAGAUUUGUUGAUACAAAAAUCUAAUCUAGCUUCUCAGGUUUUACAACGGCAAGAAUGGCUUUCUAAAAACGCCAGGGACGUCCUGGAUGAGAGUGAUGAAAUCCUGUCUCCCAAUUUUGAGCUUGUUUACACAUCCGGCGCAAGACAGCCGGUCGAUUACGCUCCUGACAGAUGGCUUGUGGUGUCUGAAUUACUAGGAGUUGUGGCUAGAAAUAUGAGUUCCUUCACAGCCAAUCUCGCAAUAAAUUUGACUAGGAAGUCGCCGGAACAGUGGUCUGACUUGCGCAUCCUUACCCCGGAGGCCGCCGACAAAUUCGUCUCUGCUGUGGGAACUGCCAUAUCAGGCGGUUGCCUUCCUUCCCUACCUUUGUGUCACUGCUCGAGCCAGCUCCGCAAAGUUAUCGCAGACUUUCUUGUGGCGGAAAUGUGUGGAGCACAAUCUCGCAAGGCAAUCCAGGCUUGUUUUGAGGGAAGUGAUACCUUUCGUCUAUUGGCAACUUUACGGGGCUUCCUGGCUGGAGGCAUUUUGAAGACUGUCUUCUAUAUCAAGCGUUGGUAUGUUGAUUACGGACUCGAUUUUAAGCGGGAUUUUCAAAUGGCGGUCCCAUAUCGUGCAAAGGGUGUCCCCUCGCUUAGUUCGGAAUACUCAAACCCAGACAUCGCCAUAAUUCUGACUUAUCUGAGUUGGUACAACUCCGGCUUGGAUGAGGAGAAUGCUCUACAGACAUUUAAACUACUACGGCAAGAGCCAGAUGGGGAUAUUCUUUACUGCGAGUGGACACCGCCUUCACAUCUGUCAGAGUUACGACGAAUCAACACCAUAGACAUAGAGGAUUUCUCAAAGAAUGUUUUCCCGUACUUCAGAUAUAACAUGUCCGCAAUCAACUACUUUUUAUUGAAAACCGUUUUCCCGCGAGAUUGUCGAGAGUAUGCAGAACGGUUGUCGAGUUCCGCAUGGGAUUUACCAUUCGAUACAGACAAGCACACCACUGGCUUUAGUGGAACAAGUAGCAGUGCCAGUUUAUUGCCUUUCUCAAUUAAACAGCAGCGUCUUGUGGCUCCAGAGUCAAACACAGAAGACAUCUUGGAAAGAAUGAGAAAUGCUUCAAGUGCUAUAUAUGAGCUUCCCGCAUCAUCCGACAAUCCAAGGCAGUGUAUUCAGGAGAUGAUACAGUUUGUGAUGACUAAAGAAAAGCUAACAAAGGUCCUAAUUGAUGUUGGCGCGUUGAUUGUUGGAGUGACCAAUCAGGACGUUAUUGAGAUCUGGAUGAGCCUUGAUAGCAACAUAGAAGGGGGUGUAUUCUUUGACAAUGGUGAUGAGCUUAUGGUUCGACACCGAGACGGCAGGGUCGAAAGACUUAUGGGAUCUUUAUUCAACCAACAGCUUGAAAAAUGUGUCAUCUAUCUAGAUGAAGCCCAUACGAGAGGAACUGAUAUUGCAUUCCCUCGUGACUUUCGCGCAGUUGUGACAUUGGGUCCCUUCUUGACAACAGAGAGAUUUGCUCAAGGAUGCCUUCGGUUGCGCAAACUCGGAUUUGGACAGCAAUUCAUUUGCAUUAACCCGCCUCAUAUUCAUAAGAAGCUUGUGGAAUUGGCAAAAGAAAGGAAUAGCGACACUCCGUCUAUUGACGAUAUCUUUGCGCUUACCGAACGGGAGACUCGUGACUAUGUGGCAAGAAAUACUCUUUUGAAUGUGACAAAAGGUCUGGAUCACUGCCGUAGAAGACUGGCGCACCAGAAAUUUGUGGGCAAUACACCUAUUGCUACUGUUUUGAAAAAUGAGCGAGCGGUGAAAGUUUUCACAAGAACAAUACCAGGAUGUGAGAAGAAAACUGUAAUCGAGAGAUACAGUAAUCCACCCAAGGAGCAGGAUCUUCUUCAAGACAUUCCCCGGAGCGACAUCAGCCGGGACAACACCCUGGCAAGGCUGGUGGAUACAUACCGCUUACUCUGCGAAAAAGAGCAUACUUUCAUCGGUAAUCUGGAAGAAAGGGAGCGAGAAGCCUUCCACCAGGCCGAAGAAGAACGACAGAUCGAUCGACCGCCAAACGCAGUGCCAGCAAAUUUUGAGAUUUGCGGAGCGUUGAAAAAUUUUGUUGCAAAGGGGUCCCUUAACCACAACAAUGACAGUAUCCACAAAGCUUUUCUAUCCUUGUUGCAUGGUAGCAAGAAAGUGGGUACAUGGCCUGGCUUUUUCGCUCGAAAUGGGCGAAAGUCGAGAUUAUUCACCACAACAAGCUUCCAACGAAGCAUCAUUCCUGUGAAAGAGGAACUUAAUCUUCCCAUAGGGAAUGACUAUCUGCGACCAGUAAAUUGGGUUCUUUCGUCUAACUGCAACGCAGAAGCCGGUCUACUUGUGAUUAGCACGGAGGAAGCCAAUGCCAUCCUUCCAGAUGUCAUCCAAAGCAAGGCUGUAACUCUUCACAUGUAUUCUCCACGCAUCUCGUUGUCCAUGCCAUCUUUCAACAAACUCAACAUCUGCAAUAUCCCUUCCUACACAAGUCCUAUCUUGCAGCCGACAGACCUUAUUGAGCUCGGGCUAUUUGCAGGUUCGCUUUACUUGGACUCAUACGAGGACUACAUGCUCCUUUGUGAAUAUCUAGGUCUCGCAGCGGGGUACCCUGGGACUAUUCCUAGUGGAGUGACUAUCUCAGUAGAUGGUUACAUCCCCGCAAACAAUCGAGCAGGUAUGGGGUGGGGAGGUUGCCCUUUUGGGAGCAACCCGUUGCCGAUGAUCCAAAAUCUGGUUACAGGCCGGUGCAAGGGAGAAAUUUUCCGUAGCACUCAUAUCGGCAAUGUGCUACGAGGCUGCACCCUCUCUGAGAACGAUUUUGAUCUAAGACAAACUGUUAAAAUGGAAAUCGACAGCCCUGACCAGUCGCUCCUUGUUGAUGGAAAUAAUGAUAGUCCAGAGGAUUCGGAAAUGAAGGUUGACUCCGACUCCGAUUCUGACGAUCUUAUGUGA
This is a messenger RNA of Talaromyces rugulosus, 9111 nucleotides long. RefSeq lists its product as uncharacterized. Bases 1 to 9111 code for a protein of 3036 amino acids. Lineage: Eukaryota; Fungi; Ascomycota; Eurotiomycetes; Eurotiales; Trichocomaceae. The record is from RefSeq and is a predicted model, not a curated record. The transcript has 3 exons.